AUGUCUGAAUAUUUUAGAAAAUACAUAAAAAAAGAUCACUUUCCAAUUUAGCCUUCAUAGAUUAAGUUUAAAACAAGUUUCAAAAACUGUAUUUUAGAAGCUAUGAAAAAAAGAUAAUGGAAAGAAGGAGAUAAUGAUGAAUGGGAUAUUAAUUGGACAGAAAAAGAAUUUAUAGUAGAAGUACUAGAACAUUUAAAUUUAUUAAAUUAAUAAAAAGUUAAUCAUUUUAGAAAUCAUUAUGAAUUAACAAGAAAAGAUUUAAUGACAAAAAAUAUAAAAAAAUAUAAAAAAGUUUUAGAAAAAGAAGGUAAAAUUGAAGAAUCAUUAACAUAUAAUUUUACACCUCUGACAUAUUAACUUCCAUGCGAAUAUUCUAUUUUUUGUGAAGAAUUUAAAAAAGUAAAUUAAAUAAGUGAAUCUAAAUAAUUAUGGAUAAUGAAACCAAUUGGAAAAUCUUAAGGUAAAGGUAUUUUUAUUUUUAGAAAUAUUAAAGAUAUUUCAUCUUGGAAAAAUUAAUAUAAAUACAAUCCUGAUAAUCCCUCAGCUGAUCCUUAUGUAGUUUAAAAAUAUAUAAGUGAUCCAUUAUUAAUUGGUGGUAAGAAAUUCGAUAUGCGAAUUUACGCAUUAUGUACCUCUUAUUAACCUUUAACAAUAUAUUUAUAUAGAACUGGUUUUGCUAGAUUUACACAUCAUAGAUAUGAUUUAGAUGAUAUUAACAAUGUUUAUGUUCAUUUAACAAAUGUAGCAAUUUAGAAAAAUUCAGAUAAUUAUGAUAAAAAACUGGGAGGAAAAUGGCUUUUAUAAAAACUUAAACUUUUUUUAAUAUCUAAAUAUGGAUAAGAAAAAGUAGAUUAUGCGUUUUUUUAAGUUUAAAAUAUUAUAAUUAAAUCAAUGCUUGCUGUUUAAAAAGUUAUUGUUAAUGAUAAAAGAUGCUUUGAAUUAUAUGGAUUCGAUAUUAUUUUAGAUUCAAGUUUAAAACCUUGGCUUUUAGAAAUUAAUUCAAGUCCUUCUAUGACUGCUAAUACUUAAUAAGAUUCAGAAUUAAAAUAAGGAAUUUUAGAUGAUACUUUUACAAUAAUAGAUUUAGAAAAAGUGUUAACAGGAUAGGAAGAAUAAAUAGGUGGUUUUGAUUUAAUUUAUAAAGGGGAUAUUAUAAAAUUACCAUCUAAUAGUACUUAUAAUACUUUAUUAGGAUCAUAUAAUAAUAGAAUCUAAUAACUUAAAAAAUUAGCAAAAAAUACAGCAUUAAGAUUAGCAAUAUAGCAUUAUGAAAAAUAAUAAAACUAAAUAAAUUAAUCACAAAGAAUAAUUUAAAGUAAUAAAGUGAGCAAAAAUUAAAACCAGAAAGUAUAAAUGCUAUUAAAUAAUAGGGUAAAGUAAAACAUAAUUAUAAAUAAAAGUGGUACAAAAUCUGGAUAUGCGAAGUAUAAUGUAUCAAAAUAAAAUAAUAAUAAUAUUUCUUAAAAAGGAAAAAAACAAAUAAAUAAUUAAUAAAUAAAUUCUUAAAAUAAAAUAGGGAAUUCAUAAAAUGAAAAAAAGUAACAAUAAUUAUUAAUUAAUUAAUAAAAAUUAAUUAAAUAAUAAUAAUUAUAAAAUUAAUAAUAAUAUUAAUUCAUAUAAACUAAAUUAAAUAAUAGUCAGAUUAAUAAAAACAAUAUACUGCUUGAACCUUUAAAUUCAUAAAACAAUAUUGAGAAGUUUGAAAGAUAUAAAAAUGCGGAUGAUUAAUACAAUAAACUAAUUAAUUUAAAUUAGAAAUAAAUUAAUUUAAAUAAUGAUGAAUGA
Messenger RNA from Ichthyophthirius multifiliis, 1785 nucleotides. RefSeq names its product tubulin-tyrosine ligase family protein, putative. Gene Ontology annotation, biological process: protein polyglutamylation; microtubule cytoskeleton organization. The record is from RefSeq and is a predicted model, not a curated record. NCBI's taxonomy places the organism in Eukaryota, Ciliophora, Oligohymenophorea, Hymenostomatida. The transcript is spliced from 10 exons. Gene Ontology annotation, molecular function: tubulin binding; tubulin-glutamic acid ligase activity. Gene Ontology annotation, cellular component: cilium.